Peromyscus eremicus (cactus mouse) is the source of this 573-nucleotide messenger RNA. RefSeq names its product major urinary protein 4-like. The coding region runs from base 1 to 573 and encodes 190 amino acids. The record is from RefSeq and is a predicted model, not a curated record. NCBI's taxonomy places the organism in Eukaryota, Metazoa, Chordata, Mammalia, Rodentia, Cricetidae. Gene Ontology annotation, molecular function: small molecule binding; odorant binding. The transcript has 6 exons.
AUGAAGCUGCUGCUGCUGCUGCUGCUGCUGCUGGCUUUGGAGCUGACUCUAGUCUGUGUCCACGCAGAAGGAGAAACUAGUGCCAUGGGAGAGAACUUUAAUCCAAGAAAGAUUGAGGGGAAAUGGUAUUCCGUUGGCUUGGCCUCUGACAAAAGAGAAAUGAUAGAAGAAGAUGGCAGCAUGAGAGUUUUUGUGGAGGACAUCCAUGUCUUCAAGAACUCUUCCUUAGCUUUUAAAUUCCAUACUAAAAUAAAUGGAGAGUGCACCGGGCUGUAUUUAGUUUGUGAUGAAACAGAAAAGGAUGGUGAAUAUUUUGUUGAAUAUGAUGGAUACAAUAAAUUUACUAUACUUGAUACAGACUAUGAUGGUUAUAUUAUAUUUCAUCUCAGAAAUGUCAACAAUGGGGAAACAUUCCAGCUGAUGGAGAUCUAUGGCCGGAAACAAGACUUGAGUUCCAAAAUCAAGGAAAAGUUUGUGGAGCUCUGCAGGAAGCAUGGCAUUGUUGAGGAAAAUAUAUUGGACCUAACUGAGGCUGAUCGCUGUCUCCAGGCCCGAGAUGGAGGAAAGGCCUGA